CAACUUUCUACCGAACAUCAACCACCACAACAUCCACGACCUGUCAAAUUUUGGGCACAGCAUAGCAUAUUUGUAUAUCGCUACUCAGAUCUACCAUCUGCGACGAUGCCCCCAAAGAAAAAGGGCGGCCGCAGCAGCACGGCCGCCGCCACGCCGUCAACGGCCACACCACGAGAUGACGAUGCCAUGGACAUUGACACUCCAGCCGCUGGAACAACACCCGUACCUGCACCGCCCGCUGCCCAACCUCCGAAACCCAAGUUCGACCCGAACGACCCUUGGACAGAUGAUCAGGUCGCCUCGCUGUUCAAGGGUGUGAUUAGAUGGAAACCUGCGGGUAUGCACAAGCAUUUUCGCAUCAUAUCCAUUAGCGAGCAUCUCCGCAACCACGGCUUCGACCCGUUCAAGAAUCCUCACACACGCAUACCGGGAAUCUGGGCUAAACUUGGGACGUUUUACGACCUGGAUGCGAUCGACGAGCGAGAGAACAGCCUUGACCCUCCCGAAGAAUGGGGCAAGCCCCGGCGUUACAAAGACUUCUCUCUACCUCGCGACGACUACGGAGAUUUGAUGCUACAAGCGGCGCUUGCUCCCCCGGGCGACCCGCCCAGCAGCCCACCGCAAUGGGACCCGAACGAGACAAGCGACGAACGUAAGAAGCGCAGGCGCACCGAAGCUGGUACCAAGACUCGCAGUAGUACUGUGGAGGAUACGGAUAACGAGACUUCUGCCCCUAGUCCGGUGCGGAAGUCGGCCAGAGGAGCCCGGAGUGCGAAGCGGGCAGCUAGCAAGGCUCGCAAGACGAAGGAGGAGUCCCCAGAUGGAGAUGAAAGCGAGGAGGAAGAGGAGGACGAAGAAGAGGAAUCCGGCGAUGAGGAGGAAGCAUCAGACGAAGAGGAGGCCGAAGCGUCCACAGCAAAGACAGGAAGGGGAACAAGAGCUCGUCCUGCUCCCAAAGCCAAACCCGUUGUCCGUGGUCGAUCAGCAAGACCUAGUCGCCGCUAGAAGGGGCCUCGCACACGGGGUGUUUCCACACGGGGUGUUUCCACACGGGGUGUUUCCACACGGGGUGUUUCCACACGGAGUGCUUCCACACGGGGUGCUUCCACACGGGGUGCUUCCAGUCGACGUGGCGCCGGUCAGAGUUAGCUGGUUGACUGGCAUUCUAGAACGGAGGGGAUGUUAUCUCUUUCUCACUGCAUUUGGGGCGUACUGGUGUUUUCUGGACGGAACCACAGGAGCAACACGCUACAGGGAUGGAUGGCUAUGGCUUAUUGAUACAUGUUCAGCAUGAUUAGAUACCCCGGAAAGACACAAGUUUGUCAAAUGGUUGAAUUAGAAACAAGAACCAUAGUACAAUACGAACCAUACAUGAAA
Molecule: messenger RNA, 1377 nt
Organism: Neurospora tetraspora
Lineage: Eukaryota; Fungi; Ascomycota; Sordariomycetes; Sordariales; Sordariaceae
Product: chromatin modification-related protein EAF7-domain-containing protein
Exons: 2
Coding region: 106-1005 (299 amino acids)
Biological process (GO): regulation of transcription by RNA polymerase II
Cellular component (GO): NuA4 histone acetyltransferase complex; nucleus
Source: RefSeq, a predicted model, not a curated record